Rhineura floridana is the source of this 3607-nucleotide messenger RNA. It is a transcript of the gene PRC1, whose product is annotated as protein regulator of cytokinesis 1. Gene Ontology annotation, biological process: microtubule cytoskeleton organization; mitotic spindle midzone assembly. Gene Ontology annotation, molecular function: microtubule binding. The record is from RefSeq and is a predicted model, not a curated record. Gene Ontology annotation, cellular component: cytoplasm; spindle; mitotic spindle midzone. The transcript has 15 exons. The coding region runs from base 374 to 2260 and encodes 628 amino acids. Lineage: Eukaryota; Metazoa; Chordata; Lepidosauria; Squamata; Rhineuridae.
GCGGAAGAGUGCUGCUGGCGCUGUAUGGAGCGCAGCCUUUGGUCUCCCAGCGCCGGAGAAGGGGGCCUGAGGGCGCGGGCCCAGCGCCGGAGAAGGGGGCCUGAGGGCGCGGACCCAGCGCGGCGAAGGAGCGGCUGAACGAACGCUUGGGGCGUGGCCUGAUCCGACUGGGCGGUUCUAUAAACCCGAAGGGCGGGGGACGCUUGGCGGUUGGGAGCGGGACAACGCAUCAUUGCGGAAGCCAAUCAGGGAACGGAGAAGAGUUUGAAUCCGAGGCGCUGCCUGAGAAACGGACGGCGCAGGUGCGCUGCUCGGAGCCCCAGAAGCAGGAGAAGCGGAGGCCGGCCGGUGGGCUGGGCUGGCGGUCGCGGCCAUGAGGAAGAGCGAGAUCCUGGCCAACGAGUCGGUGGCCUGCCUGAACCAGGCGUUGUUCCAGCUGCGCGACAUCUGGGAGGAGAUCGGCAUCCCCGAGGACCAGCGCCUGCAGCGGACCGAGGUGGUGAAGCAGCACGUCAAGGGCCUGCUGGGCAUGAUGAUUGCAGAGGAAGAGAACCUCAAAGAGCGUCUCCUGAAGAGCAUUUCUACUUGUCGCAAGGAGCUGGCGACCCUCUGCAGAGAGCUGCAACUGGUUCCUUUUGAGGAGGACGAAGGGGCCACUAUUCUGCAGCUGGAGAAGGACCUGCGCACCCGCGUGGAGGUCAUGCUGAAGCAGAAGCGGGAGCGGGAGCAGGAGCUGAAGGCGCUGCAGGAGCGGGAGCAGGAGAUGUGCGACCUGCUCUGCAUCACUCCCUGCUGUGUCAACAGCGAAGCGGUGCCCAGCCUAGCAGAGCUGGACCACUUCCGUCGCCACUUGGCAGGGCUGGUGGCUGAAAAGGAGCGCCGGCAGAGGGAGUUCCUUGACACCAAGCGGCAGAUUGUCCUCUGCAUGGAGGACCUGGAGCACAUCCCCGACACGAGCUUUGAGCGAGACGUGGUGUGCGAGGACGAGGAUGCCUUCUGCCUCUCCAAGGAGAAUAUUGAUGCUCUGAAGGAUCUGUUGCAGCAGCUGGAGGGCCGGAGAACUCAGAAGGAAGCUCUGUGUGAAGAGCUGCGUUCCAGGAUCCUGGUGCUCUGGGAACGGCUGCAGGUGCCUGCGGAGGAAAGGGAAGCCUUUGCCCCGUACAUGGAGGGGUCCAGAGCCAAGACCAUGAAUGCUCUGCAACUGGAAGUGGAUCGCCUGGAGGAGCUGAAGGUCCAGAACCUCAGGAGCGUUGUGGAGGCCAUCCGAGCCGAAAUGGCUGACUACUGGGACAAGUGUUUCUAUGGGACCGAGCAGAGGCAUUCCUUUUGCCCCUACUAUGAAGACAACUAUACCGAAGAACUCUUGCAGCAGCACGAUGAGGAAGUUGCACGGAUAAAGCACUACUAUGAGAGACAUCAAGAGCUGUUUGAAGCUAUCCAUAAAUGGGAAAACAACUGGCACCUCUUCCAGGAGCUGGAGAGAAAGGCAACGGAUCCCAGUCGCUUCACCAACCGAGGGGGCAACCUCCUGAAAGAGGAGAAGCUGCGAGCAAAACUGCAGAAGACUCUCCCCAAGCUGGAGGAGGAGCUGAAGGGCCGGGUGGAGCUCUGGGAGGAGGAGCAGGCCCAGGCCUUCCUGGUGAACGGGCAGCGCUUCCUGGCGUACGUGGCUGAGCAGUGGCAGCUGCACCAUCUGGAGAAGGAGAAGGAAAGGCAGGAGCGCCAACUCAAGAAGUCCCGUCAGAUUGAGGAGGAGAUGAUGUACGGUAGCACCCCCAGGACCCCCAACAAAAGGCAGGGCUUGGGCCUCACCACACCUGCCAAAGUGCGGAAGCUCAACACCACAGCUGCCACCCUCAACAGCACCAUCCGCUCCGCAUUUGUGGGCUCAGCGUUCCACUCACCGGUGUCCCAUCUGCCACUUUCUGGAGCAAAGGGCUCCCGCAGCACUGUUGCCAAAAGCCCUAACCAGCAGUGCUUACGCUCCCCUCUGCCUCUGCAGCCUGUCCGGACUCCCAGCCAGACGGUCUCCAAGCCUUCUCGCCCAGGCCCUCUGGAGCGCAACAAGGAAAACGUGCCUCAGCUCAACAGAGCAGCUCUGAGCGGUGGGUGCAUCUCCACAGCCCCUGCCCAGCGCGCCUGCAGCAUUAACUCUGUUGCCAGCACCUAUUCCGAGUUUGUGCAAGAACUUUCAAAGGCUUCCAGAUCUGAGUCCAAAUCCCACAUCCUCAAUUCCACAGCUUCCAAUAUUGAGAGCUGAAAGGGAACGUGCUGUGCACUUCAAGGACGGGAGGCAGCAAAGAGGCGCUGGCCCCACCUGACCUUCCUAGGGCUGGGCCAACCUCGGCGGCUUCCAUCCCAGCCCUGUCUGGUACUGUUGCCCUGUGGCAGUGGACAGAGGGCCACUUUUAACUAUUGGUUACUUGUUUUUACUGCAAUGAUUUUUAUAGUGUUUUUAUUUUAAAAAGAAUAAAAUGUAACAAUGCAAAGGGUUUCCAGAACCGGGCGUACUCUCGGGCACAACUGGCUGUCUAGUUUAGGGUUCCAGCAGCAGCAGGGAGCUUGGCUCCUUUUUCUGCUCCCCUGGGUGCCUCCGGGGCCCCUUUUUCUGCUCCCCUGGGUGCCUCCGGGGCCCCUUUUUCUGCUCCCCUGGGUGCCUCCGGGGCCCCUUUUUCUGCUCCCCUGGGUGCCUCCGGGGCCCCUUUUUCUGCUCCCCUGGGUGCCUCCGGGGCCCCUUUUUCUGCUCCCCUGGGUGCCUCCGGGGCCCCUUUUUCUGCUCCCCUGGGUGCCUCCGGGGCCCCUUUUUCUCCCUGUGCUAGGCAGGGAGUAGGGUGGGCCAGAUGGCUAGUGCUCACUGAAGCACAAGGGGUUCUAUCCAUCCGCAUAAGGAGGAGUGGAAGGAGCAAUGUCACUGCUGCCCUCUGGUGCUCAUGCAGUUGCUUGUAGUGGUAGUGCGGGAGUCGUUCUGGCUGUAACAGAAGAGGGGGGCAGCAGAGAGGCCAAGCAGGCACCUCUCGCCUGGUUUCCUUUGGGUUAACAGGCUUGCUCAGGUGUCUUGCUCUGGAGGGCAGGCGUACAACUUGGCCCUUGAUCUGGCUUUGGUAAUCCUUACAACAAAUGGUACAGCACUGGCCUCAUCUUGCUCCUGCCUCUGAACUGUGGCAGUUGACCUCUUUCUCCGAGGGACAGGAGGGGGCUUCUGCCAUCCCUACCCCCAUUAUCAUGGCUAGAUUUGCACCUUCUUUUCACUACAGUCGCCUUGUUAUUUAUUUUUAUGGCACUGUGUUCACAUCUUGUUUAUCUGCUGUCCUACAUAAUGAAUAAUCAAUUGUAUCGUUCUGGGCUUUUCGCUGAUGAUAACAGUCUAACCCUCCACCCCCAAGUCUCUCCUUGCUGGAGAGACUCCCCCUUUCGUCAGGAGCGCCCCCUACUGUCCUGCUGACUCAUGUCUGGCCUUCCAUCAAAAGAAUGAUUGUAUCCUGACUGCAGGCCAAUAAGGGCGGUGAUGGCAGCCGCAGUAGCUUUAUUAACAAAAUGACUGUUCCAACACCUGUUUUGUUUUUCAUGGCAAUUUAGCUCUACAUAAAAUAUACCUUAUAAAAUACGA